AUGAAGCACGAAAGCGGUAUUGAGGUUUACCUCAUACCUGCCGACGGCGACGGAGACUCGCUGAAGUAUCCUGAACUUCAUCACAAGCAGAAGCUGGAGUGGUUCAAGAAGAUGCUCGGCACCAAGGAGACUGAAGAUGAAUAUCAUGCUCGACACAACUGCUGCUUCAUCCGUCGUCAUGAAAACCAGCGAUUCAAGAUCGUCGUCCGCUUCAACGAAGGUUUCGAGAUGUAUUCAAGUUCUGCGAUCUUGAUUGGAGUCGGAAUUGGAUACGAAGCAACGUAUGGACCCCCUGGACCCAUUGUGAGGUACUGCAGGAAGUCCGUUCGCCGUUCGGCAAGAAGGGAGCGGGAAGAACAACGCGAACGAGACUUCGAAUUCGAGUACCACACCAUACAAAAGUCGUUUGCGGUCGGCCAGCAAAUUGUGCUUGAAGGUCCUAAUGGGAAAGGCUAUGAGGUUCCAGAAUAUAUCGAAAGUGACGAGUCCCCAUACUAUCGAAUCGAAAAGAGGCCAUACGAGAAUUACGUCAACCCGGGCACAUUGACAGUGGCAGUGCAGAGAGGUGGCCACGAUUGGCUUGAUGAGGAAGGGGUCUCGCGAAGAGAGCAAAGUAAGAUUGGGCCGAACGGACCACUGAAAGAGCGGCCGCGGGAUGAAGAUUCUUUCCUGCACGUCUACGGCAAGAAUGGUCGCAAAGUGCGAUGGGAGUUCCGAGUGAGAUCAUUAGAACGAAUGCUGGAGAUAGAAAAGCGCAAUCGCGUUUCAGCUGGUCAAGGACCUAUGAGCCAGGAGGAAGGAAACGAUCCACUCAGAUAUACCUUGAUCCGAGAUGAAGACUUCCAGUUGAAGGGCAAACAAGGCGAGGACUAUCGACUCCAGCUCCAGGAAGAGUACCUGAGGAAAGGCGAACGCGACAAACAGGCUGCAGCCAGACCACGCCGAGAACGAAAGAAACCAAAAGUCUGCAACUGUCCUGAGGAGCAUGGCGGCGAGACUUGCAAAAAGAGGAAACUUCGCGAUGGUGCUACGCAGGAUGGCAGCGAGGAGCAAAGCAUGCCCCGAGCUAAGAAGCCAAAGGCACCGUGUGCAUCUAAUCGGCCUGCUGAGCAGGCUGCCGGGUCCUCAAUUGCCCCAGACGAGUCAGACAUGCCCGCUCCCGGCGAAAAAGAAGCACUCACGGCUCCAAGAGAAUGCAAAAAGUGCCGAAAGUACAAGAAGGCACCAAAGGGCAAGAAGUGGUUCUUUGUGCAGGACACUGGACGCUGGAUGCUUGCGCCAAUUGACGCCCGCGAUUCCUUCCAGGCUUGGGCAGAUGGGGAAGAAGCUGACGACGAGACCGUGCAACGAGCCGCCGGCGCAGGACCAAGUCAGGCGCCUGAAGUUGCCGCACCUCAGCAGCCGAUCAUCCGACCGGACAAAGAUGAUGAAGAGAUCGUGGGCAUCGAGGCAAAGCCAGCGGAAUCAGAGACUCCGAUUGAUGAGGCCGACAAAGAGACAAUGCAGCAAGUCACCGGCGCAGAACAGCACCUGGAGCCCACAAGGCCCGCGGCUCAGCAACCACUUUUUCAGCAGUAUGAGAACGGCCAGGAGAUCGCGAACAUCAACGAGACCCGUGAGACGCAAGGCGCCCCGAACACGAAUGCGGUCGAAUUGCCUGGAGCCUCACCCUCGAACGAACCUGUUCAUGCUGCUCUCGAUAAAGAGCACGAGGUUGACCAAGUCGACACUGGAACGAUGCAGGACAUAGUCCCGACCGCAGAAGUUCCGUCUACGGGCAUUCCUCCUGGCGCGGAGCCUACGAGUACCGAGAAGAACAAGGCUGACAGAAUUUGGACCCCGCUCAAUUUCACAUUGCACCUCUAUGAUGGCAACAGUGCAGCUAAGACCAACAGCCAGGGCAACGCAAAGGGAUCUGGGAGGAUCGGGAGAAGUUUUUCCGGCUUUUCUGCAACUCCUGUUCAGCGUCCUCCUUCCGCUAUGCAAAAAUUUAUUGAGCGAAGCAUAUGGGACUCGCCAUCGCCGGGUUUUUUGGAUUUCAGUAGCCCUCCAUUCGGAAAAGACAUGACGCCUGUACGCGACGAUGGCGCAGGAAAUCCUCAGGAUGAUGAUUCGGGCUUUGGCACUCCUUUUCCUGACGAAUCCGGAUCCUCCUUCAAGCCAAGACGCAGACGUAGCAUUCCGUCACGGUCACGAAUAUUCCCGAACCGCUCGAGGCCGCGCGAUCAGUCUCACACCGCGAUUGACUUGACUGUGGACACGGCAAGCGAGAUCAGAACCUUCAAGAAGGAGCACUCUGAGCAGGUCGAAUCGAAGUAUCAGCAGACCCGUUUUGUCCAGGAGGACAGUGAAGAUGAGUUCGAAGCCGAGUUGCGCGAUAUUGAGCUUCGCCGGGAAGAAAUCCAGCUAGAGAGAAGACAAGCGGAGCUCAAGCGUAAGCUGAAGCAGAAGGCGGCAGCGAAGCGGCAGUCCAAGGUCAAGCAGGAGAUCAUUGAGAUCGACUAG
Cercospora beticola is the source of this 2505-nucleotide messenger RNA. RefSeq lists its product as uncharacterized. The record is from RefSeq and is a predicted model, not a curated record. NCBI's taxonomy places the organism in Eukaryota, Fungi, Ascomycota, Dothideomycetes, Mycosphaerellales, Mycosphaerellaceae.